This is a messenger RNA of Cyphomyrmex costatus, 2978 nucleotides long. It is a transcript of the gene ema, whose product is annotated as C-type lectin domain containing ema. Gene Ontology annotation, cellular component: late endosome; Golgi apparatus. The transcript is spliced from 14 exons. Gene Ontology annotation, biological process: regulation of autophagosome maturation; endosomal transport; vacuolar transport. The record is from RefSeq and is a predicted model, not a curated record. NCBI's taxonomy places the organism in Eukaryota, Metazoa, Arthropoda, Insecta, Hymenoptera, Formicidae. Bases 1 to 2838 code for a protein of 945 amino acids.
AUGUUUCGCAGUCGGAGCUGGUUUAGUGGCGGAUUUUGGAAGCCCAGAAACCCACAUUCCCUAGAGCACCUUAAAUAUUUGUAUAAUGUUUUGUCAAAAAAUCAUACCGUGUCUGAGAACAAUAGAGGUUUGCUGGUCGAAACUCUACGUUCAAUAGCUGAGAUUCUCAUUUGGGGUGAUCAAAAUGAUAGUAGUGUGUUUGAUUUUUUUCUGGAGAAGAACAUGCUUUCGUUUUUCCUGCGGAUUAUGAAGCAAAAAUGUGGAAGCUAUGUAUGUGUUCAAUUGCUUCAAACGUUGAAUAUUUUAUUUGAGAACAUACGCAAUGAGACAUCCUUAUAUUAUUUAUUAAGUAACAAUCAUGUAAAUAGUAUAAUAGUACACAAAUUUGACUUUAGCGAUGAAGAAGUAAUGGCAUAUUAUAUUAGUUUCCUGAAAACAUUGAGUUUGAAGUUAAACGCACAUACAAUACAUUUCUUCUAUAACGAGCAUACCAAUGAUUUCCCAUUGUAUACAGAAGCGAUCAAAUUUUUCAAUCAUUCAGAAGGUAUGGUGCGUAUAGCUGUGAGAACUUUGACUCUAAAUGUGUAUCGUGUUGAGGAUGCAUCUAUGCUUACUUUUAUAAGAGAUCGCACUGCAGCACCAUAUUUCAGUAACCUUGUAUGGUUUAUCGGUGAUCAUAUUAUAGAAUUAGACACCUGUGUUCGAAAUGAUGCAGAUCAUCAAAGUCAAAAUAGAUUGUCAGAUUUGGUUGCCGAACAUUUGGAUCAUCUCCAUUAUCUAAAUGAUAUUUUAUCUUUGAAUAUACGAGACUUGAAUAAAGUUCUAUCUGAACAUUUAUUGCACAAAUUGUUAGUUCCGUUGUAUGUCUAUUCUCUAAUGAAAUACAAAAACACGUGCCAAACUCAGGAAGAAAAAAAACACGUCAGUGUUGUGGUUGCGCUUUUUCUACUUUCUCAAGUCUUUUUGAUAGUAUCGCACAAACCUCUUGUACAUACAUUAGCGACUGUAAUGCUCAUGUCCGAUUUAGAAACGAUUCAAAUUGGAAUAAAUAGUGUUCUAGAAAAAUUUGGAGAUAUAAACUUUGACGAUGCUUCCCCUAUAAAUACUCCUGUUCAUACGAGUACAUUAUCAGAUAUUACAAGCCUUCCAAGUGAAGAGGAUUUAGAUGAAAUUAAACAAUUGAAUGUAACGGAUGAGGAGAAAGAGCAACGCUUGGCAAUGGAGAGCCCUUUAUCUCAUCAAAGUCAAAAUGACAUAUUCGAAUCUUUAACAAAAAAACCAUUUUUAGAAACAAUAACCAAUUCCUUGUUAUGUACAGAAAAUGAUUAUGCUGCAUUAUUUGCGCUUUGUCUAUUAUAUGCAUUAGCUAAUAACCAGGGUAUAAGUCAUAAAAUUUUGGAUAUAAUUCUGUCUCCAUUCCAUAAUAAUACGUCGACGAAAAAUCCCUAUUAUGAAUUACUCAUGGAUAGAUUAAUUCAUAUUAUAACUUCGAGUUGUCAAACAAAUUCCAAAGUGAGGCUGGUUACGUUGGAAUUAACUAUCAAAUUAUUAACACAACUGACAGUAUCUGAAGGACAAUGUCUGUUACGAGAAUCACAUCUAGCAGUCAUUGAAGCAGCGAAAGAACAAAGCACAUCUUUGCUAAAAAAUUUCUAUAAGAGCGAAGAUAUUUUCUUGGAUAUGUUUGAGGAUGAAUACAGUGACAUACAAAAACGACCGUUAAAUGUCGAAUGGUUAAUGAUGGAUAGCAAUAUUUUAUUGCCACCUACAGGUACACCUAUGACUGGAAUUGAAUUUAGUAAAAGGCUACCAUGUGGUGAGGUGGAAAGGGCCCGUCGUGCGAUAAGAGUUUUUUUUUUAAUACGAGAAUUAUUUCUAACACUCAAUAGGGAAGUGGAAACAAAAUUACCACUGACUAUUCCAGCUCAUUGCGUAAAAGUCAACAACGUUCUUGAUCUAAAUAAUAGUGAUUUGAUUGCAUGCACUGUCGUGUGGAAAGAUGGUCAGAAGAUUCGCCGUUUCUUAGUUAUUGAUUUUGUGCAAUUAAUUCUUGUGAAACCUGAUAUCAGUAGGCUUGGAUGGGGUGUUGCAAAGUUAGUUGGUUUUUUGCAAGAUAUUGAUGUGACCGGCGACAAGGAUGAUUCAAGAUGUUUGUACCUGACAAUUUACAAACCAUUAAGUAGUAGCACAUGCAAUCGUAUACCGUUGCUGUCGGCUAAAUUUAUUUUUGAUGAUCAUAUCCGUUGUAUGGCAGCUAAACAAAGAUUAACAAAAGGACGAAUAAAAGCAAGACAAAGGAAGAUGAAUCAGAUUGCAACAUUGUUAGAUAUUCCAACGAGUACAUCUCAUUGUUCGACACAACCCAAUCAUGCUUUGCGUAGUUUACGACAUGAACGUAUAAUCGGACGUGGUCAAAGACUACAGAGGGAUCAAGCAAGGCCGAUGUUUACGGUAAAUAAAGUUCCUGGAUUUGCAACUCAAAUGCGUAGGGAGACUAUUAAGCCGGUGCCAUCAUCGAGUUCUAAACAUGAUGAUGCAAGUUCAAAUGAGAGGAUUCAUGAAAAUAGUUUGCGAUCUAGAGACGGCUCGCCUAAGAUGCCAAGACCACGGAGCGAGGAGAUUCCUUUAGAGGAUAUGUGUAUUCGGAAAACUUCUCUUACGUCCAAUGGAUUAAAUGUAACGCACAUAUGUUCAGAAAGGACAGACAGUCAAAGUGCUUGCUCGAAUAACAGCGAAUCUUCGUCUGUAAUUGGGAAUCAUUCUGAAGAAACGUCUUUUACAUCUCCGCAAGGACAAGAAUCAAAGCCACGUAGAAAGGGGCAAGUGGAAACUGUGUGAUUAAAAAUAGGCCCACUAGUAAUUUAAACUAAACGUUUAUCUUUAAAAAAUCUUAGACGAUGAAUGAAAAUGUGUAUAUGCCAUACUUUUGACUUAGCAAAAACAGCCUGCUUGACUAAAUUAAUAAAAAAUUUUUAGUG